CAACUGUUUGCAAGUUUGGUGGGGAUUUAUCGAAGGUGAACACUACGCACAUUUCUUACAUCUUCUGCUCGCAAUCAAGAGAUCCGAAUUCACCCUAGCGAUCCACUGCAAAGCAUGGCUCCUUAGACAUUAAUCUUUGUUUGUUUGGUUCAAUUGGCAUAAAUCAAAUAAGAGAUGUGCGACUGGGCGUAGUGUUCACCUUCCUAUCUACACUAGACGUCCCGAAAUCGGAAAUAAUGUGGCCGGUUUAAACCCGACACAUUUCGCCAGAGGAAGAAAGGAAGCUCGCGUUCUUGUAUUUGGUAGGCCCAAAAUACCAUCCCUCUCUUUCUCUGCAUCUGUGCCAUUUUGCAGGUUUGCGAGCCUGGGAGUAAUAUAUUUUUUUUGAUAAGUCUGGGAGUAUUCAAAUCUUCAUUUUCGGGAUCAGACUCUCUCUCUCUCUCGGUCGCGGAGAGCCUUGUACUGCUGUUGUUCAUGGAGCAUCAGAGGCGCCUAGAUCAGAGCCUCCCGGAGAGGAAGGGUCAAAAGCGGAAACUGGAGGAAGAAGUCGAAGAAGGGCGAGAGGUCUCCGUGCCCUCGGGGGAGGCAAGGCGAGCGCUACUCUCUGAGGUGGCUGCGCAGCUUACUAUCCUGAACUCCACCUUCUCUUGGAAGGAAGCUGAUCGUGCCGCGGCCAAGCGCGCCACUCACAUCCUUGCCGAGCUCGCGAAGAAUGAGGAAGUUGUGAACGUGAUUGUUGAAGGCGGUGCGGUUCCGGCUUUGGUGAAGCAUCUUCAAGCGCCGCCUUCAGGCGAAGGUGACCGGAGUCCAAAGCUGUAUGAGCACGAGGUCGAGAAGGGGAGCGCUUUUGCACUAGGCCUUCUUGCUGUGAAGCCCGAGCAUCAACAACUCAUAGUUGAUUCUGGUGCUUUGCCAAAUCUUGUGGAUCUGUUAAAGAGACACAAAUACAGUUCUAGCUCUCGUGCUGUGACUAGUGUCAUUCGUAGGUCUGCCGAUGCCAUCACCAACCUUGCUCAUGAGAAUAGCAGCAUUAAAACCCGUGUCAGGAUGGAAGGUGGAAUUCCACCUCUUGUUGAAUUGCUUGAGUUCGCUGAUACAAAGGUGCAAAGAGCGGCUGCUGGGGCUCUGCGGACCCUGGCAUUUAAAAAUGAUGAAAACAAGAAUCAGAUAGUUGAAUGCAAUGCACUUCCUACCCUCAUUCUAAUGCUUCGAUCUGAAGAUACUGCUAUCCAUUAUGAAGCGGUUGGUGUGAUUGGAAAUCUGGUGCACUCAUCCCCAAAUAUAAAGAAAGAAGUUCUUCUAGCUGGAGCGCUGCAACCUGUAAUUGGAUUACUUAGUUCCUGCUGCUCUGAGAGUCAAAGGGAGGCAGCUUUAUUGCUUGGACAAUUUGCUGCAACUGAUUCUGAUUGCAAGGUUCAUAUCGUACAGAGGGGUGCUGUCCGACCUUUGAUUGAGAUGCUCCAAUCUUCUGAUGUACAGCUCAGGGAAAUGUCAGCUUUUGCAUUGGGGAGGUUGGCACAGGACAUGCACAAUCAAGCUGGUAUUGCUCACAGUGGUGGUUUGGUACCUUUACUGAAGCUUCUUGAUUCCAAAAAUGGGUCUUUGCAACAUAAUGCUGCAUUUGCUCUUUAUGGGCUUGCAGAUAACGAGGAUAAUGUAUCAGAUUUUAUUAGAGUGGGAGGCGUUCAGAAAUUGCAGGAUGGAGAGUUUAUAGUUCAAGCAACAAAAGAUUGUGUAGCCAAGACGUUGAAACGAUUAGAGGAGAAGAUUCAUGGACGAGUUUUGAACUAUCUGUUAUAUCUUAUGCGUGGAGCAGAGAAGGCUGUCCAAAGACGAGUCUCUUUGGCUCUUGCCCAUCUUUGUUCUCCAGAUGCUCUGAGAACCAUAUUUAUUGAUAACAAUGGGUUGGAGUUGCUUCUUGGGCUUCUCGGUUCCUCUAGCCUUAAGCAGCAACUUGAUGGUGCUAUGGCUCUAUAUAAGUUGGCCAACAAAGCCAUGGCUCUUUCUCCUGUUGAUGCAGCACCCCCAUCUCCAACACCGCAGGUCUAUUUAGGGGAGCAGUAUGUAGACAAUCCUACACUGUCUGACGUUACGUUUCUUGUUGAAGGUAGAAGGUUCUAUGCUCACAGAAUCUGCCUGCUUGCUUCGUCAGAUGCUUUCCGCGCAAUGUUUGAUGGUGGUUACCGGGAAAAGGAUGCAAGGGACAUAGAGAUUCCAAAUAUUAGAUGGGAGGUUUUCCAGUUGAUGAUGAGAUUCAUAUACACUGGAUCUGUAGAAGUUACAUUGGAUGUUGCACAAGAUCUUCUAAGAGCUGCUGAUCAGUAUCUCUUGGAGGGACUUAAGCGACUUUGCGAGUAUACUAUAGCACAGGAUAUAUCAUUGGAUAAUGUAUCGAGCAUGUAUGAGCUUUCAGAAGCCUUCCAUGCAAUGUCAUUGAGGCACAGAUGCAUCCUGUUUAUCUUGGAGCAAUAUGAUAAAUUGAGUGCUAGGCCAGGGCACUCUCAUCUGAUCCAGCGUAUUAUACCUGAGAUUCGUAAUUAUGCUAAAGCACUUGCUAAGCCUAAUGCACAUAGGUUGCGGCCGUAGAUUGCUUUCUAUUCUUGAUUCCUAACCAAAAACGAUGUACAGAAAUGGUACUUCUUGUUGGCCCUGUAGAAGUUUCUAGUUUGUUGAUUGUAGUGAGGCUCAUGACUUUCGGAGGCCAGAUUCCUGUUGCUUGCACGCACUGUAAGUUUCUUCUGUAACGCCAUUGUCUUAGAUAUUGCUGUGACUAUUACUGUCAUGAACAUUAUUUUUCUUUCUUCACUGUGAGGGUUGCAUGACUUAACGUGUUGUCUAAGUGUAGGGAAUUUGGCAUUCCCUGAAAGCUGCUUCUUUUGUGCAAUAAUAUAGCUAGGCUGCUAACUGCUCGAGUCUUCUUUGAA
This is a messenger RNA of Carya illinoinensis, 2924 nucleotides long. RefSeq names its product ARM REPEAT PROTEIN INTERACTING WITH ABF2. The coding region runs from base 475 to 2586 and encodes 703 amino acids. The transcript has 19 exons. Gene Ontology annotation, molecular function: protein binding. NCBI's taxonomy places the organism in Eukaryota, Viridiplantae, Streptophyta, Magnoliopsida, Fagales, Juglandaceae. The record is from RefSeq and is a predicted model, not a curated record.